Molecule: messenger RNA, 918 nt
Organism: Recurvomyces mirabilis
Lineage: Eukaryota; Fungi; Ascomycota; Dothideomycetes; Mycosphaerellales; Teratosphaeriaceae
Exons: 1
Coding region: 1-918 (305 amino acids)
Source: RefSeq, a predicted model, not a curated record
AUGCGGUAUGCAGCGAGCCUGCUCCCGCUGGUGAUAACUAUCGUCGCUGCAUUCCUCCUUGCGGCGCGCCAGGUAGCCCAACCGCCGACUGCUCUUCGCCCCAAGGUUUUUGUCAUUGGAUUAUCAAAGACCGGAACCAGCUCGAUUGGAGAUGCUCUUGCCUUGGUUGGUUACAAGCGACUGGGAUGGAAGGAUAUCCGCAGUCGCCACCUCGUGCACACCUGGGCAAAUGGCGACUUCGACGCGCUGAUCGAGCAGACUAAAUACUACGAUGCCUUCGAGGACCUGCCAUGGCCGUUCAUGUACAAGCAGCUUGCCGAACUCUAUCCCGACGCCAGAUUCGUCUUGAGCUUGAGGAAGGAUGAACAGACAUGGCUUCGAAGCAUGAGUCGCCACGUUGGACGUGGCGCGUGGCAGCCAUACAGCUACUUCUAUGGCACUUCGCAGGUGGAAGGCAACGAGGAGCUGGUGCUGCAGUCCUACCGCAACCACACCGACAGUGUUCAAAACUACUUCCGAAAGCAGCCGCAUCGGUAUGCCGAGCUGGUGAUCGAUGAUGGAGACGCCAACUGGAGAGUGCUAUGCUCAGUGGCGAACUGUGCCAACGAGACCGUGACUGCUGCACCUUUCCCAAGGAGUAACACGGCCGCCCACUGGCAGAAUGGAGCCUUUCUCGACAAUCUUCAUUUCGGUUGGAGCUGGUUCAUCACGCGCGUUGAGGAGCUGAGUGCAUCGUCCUAUUACAAAGGAGGCUGGUCUUUCGUGAACACCUUGCUUGGUCUGUCCUGGGAUAUUGUGUCCAUGGUUGAACAAGCAUGUUCCGAGCUGUACUUCAAAGCCACCAUACCUACAGCGCAAGCGAGUGGAGCAGUCGACUUCCGCAUGAGAGGAUGGCCAGAGGCGACGCCACUACUGUGA